CGCCACGCUCGCCCGGGGCUGGGCCUGGCCCGGCCCUGUCCUGUGCCGCCGGCCGCAGGUGCUUAAAUAGCGGCGCCUGCCGCGCUGCUGUGUCCUUCGUUCCGCCGCUAGUGUGUGCGGGAAUUAUCCGGGGUUAAGUGUCCUGUCUUCUCCCUGGAGAACCCACACUGCUUCCCCUCUGCAACCUCUACGCCAUCCCUGAAGGGGGAUGGAAUAUCUCUGAAGGGAUUCUGCAGUCAUUCUGGCGUGCGGUACCCCGGUGGCUGAGGCUGGCGUGCAGCUUGGGACGGCACAGAACGGAACCAAAAAUCAUCUCAGUAUUUGCUUUUGCAGUAGUGUUGGACAGGAAGCUCAUUUAAUGAGAGAAGCAGAUGGCUUCUCUUUGCCUGUGGAAAGAGAAGCAAAAUUUAUAAGCUUUGAGAAGAUCUACUGUAGUUUGCUGCCAUUUAUUUCUAACAACUCAUCUGCCUGAGGAGAUUCUGUUGUAAUGUAUCCAGUGGCUGUUCCUGCACCAGGAGGUGAAGGAAGUAAUGGACAACAUGGGAAACUUAUUUUUUUCCUUUUUGUUUUUGGAGCUGUGUUGCUCUGUGCUGGAUUCCUUCUUUCAGUCUUUAUUCUCCAGUCAUGUCCAUCUGGAAGCUUCAGUGACUGUAAUGAGCUCCUUAAGGCUGCUGGGCCAGUGCUGGCUGUAACUGGACUGAUUUGUGUUUUACUGGCGCGAUCAAGGGCCAGGAUGUAUAUAAGACAAAGACAAUUGCAAAAUGAGCAGGUGUACAGCCUUGUUUUUUGUCGUGGGAACUGUCAGUUUGCCCAGUUUCUCAUAUUUGGAUUCCUGUUUUUAACUAGUGGAAUGUUAAUUAGCAUCCUGGGCAUUUGGGUUCCUGGUUGCAGCCCUGGCUGGCAUACGAUACAGCUCAACCACACUGGCACUUCUGACAUAGACCUCCAGGGCUGUGGAUUCCUGUCACUUCAAAUCUUGGGACCUUUGAUUGUGCUCACUGGGUUGUGUUUCUUCGUGAUAGCUCAUGUUAAAAAGAAGCAAAACUUAAAUCUCAGCCAAGAAUCCUGUGAAAGUGAAGAACAUCCUCAGAGCCCUGAAUCUUUUCAGGUUACAGUAGGUGAUGCUGUGAUGGUAUUCCCACCCCCACCACCUCCUUAUUUUGCUGACCCUAUGUCACCAGCUGUGACUCAUUUUAUGUCAAGUGUUUUGCCUACAAGUGAAAAUCCACCACCAUACCACUUUAUCUUCAGUGAUCGAGCACAGCUUGCUGAUGAUGAAAGAACAGUUGCUGUUAGAGACUAUGAAUCCAUAUAUUCAAUUUCUGGAAGCAGCUCACCUUCAGAUAUUUUACCAAUGCUAUACCUUUCUUCUGAAUCACCACCAAAAUAUGAAGAGAAAGCAUCAAUAACAAAUAAUGAAUAUUCACCAUCUUCUUCUUUAUCUUUUUCAUCUGUUUCCUUAACCACAUCUGACACCAGCUCGUAAAGGACUGACAGUUCACUUAUUUUUUAAUAUAAUGUACACAAAGAUUUACAAUUUUUGAAUUUAUUUACAUUUUGUAAUAAAAGCAAUAUUGUUGGCUGUGUCUAAUUUUUCAUCAGGAAGAAUAAACAAUGAACUUGGAUUUCAAGAAAUACUAGAGAA
Messenger RNA from Haemorhous mexicanus (house finch), 1645 nucleotides. RefSeq names its product transmembrane protein 171 (gene TMEM171). Lineage: Eukaryota; Metazoa; Chordata; Aves; Passeriformes; Fringillidae. Bases 488 to 1486 code for a protein of 332 amino acids. The transcript is spliced from 6 exons. The record is from RefSeq and is a predicted model, not a curated record.